GUUUUCUUAGUACAGGUGAUGAGGCUUCAUCCGGGAACUGGGGACUCCUAGAUCAACGACUGGCUCUUCAAUGGGUUCAAGAAAACAUUGGGAAUUUUGGAGGCGAUCCUACUUCAGUAACACUCUUUGGACAAGGAGCUGGUGCUGCCUCUGUCAUAUACCAUAUUAUAUCUCCAGUUAGCCAAAGGUUAUUUCAUCGAGCUAUAGCAGAAAGUGGAUCAGCUCUAUGUCCCUGGGCUUUAGAGCGUGAACCUCUCCAAUACGCCCGUGAGGUGGCGCUUCGUUUGAAUUGUCCAACUGAGAGUACUUUCCAGUUGGUAGAGUGUAUCUCUAGAAAAUCUACGGGGGAUAUACUGAGAGCACAAACGGAAGGAAAA
Messenger RNA from Limulus polyphemus (Atlantic horseshoe crab), 377 nucleotides. Its product is annotated as cholinesterase 2-like. Gene Ontology annotation, cellular component: cell surface; synapse. NCBI's taxonomy places the organism in Eukaryota, Metazoa, Arthropoda, Merostomata, Xiphosura, Limulidae. The record is from RefSeq and is a predicted model, not a curated record. The transcript has 2 exons. Gene Ontology annotation, molecular function: signaling receptor activity; neurexin family protein binding. Gene Ontology annotation, biological process: synaptic vesicle endocytosis; presynaptic membrane assembly; neuron cell-cell adhesion. The annotation marks the transcript as partial.